Messenger RNA from Arabidopsis arenosa, 1481 nucleotides. NCBI's taxonomy places the organism in Eukaryota, Viridiplantae, Streptophyta, Magnoliopsida, Brassicales, Brassicaceae. The record is from the annotation of a GenBank genome assembly.
CUUCUCUGUCAUUUUCCGGCUACAAUGGCGUCAGCUUCCAAGAACAUUGAGCAAAACCCUUUCUCAUUAAAACCCCCAAGAUCUCUGUCUUCCUCCGGCGCUAUAUCUUCCACCGCCGUGGCUUCCACUUCAGUAGAACCCCAAAUUCGGAACCCUAACCCUAGCACAAACGUCUUACCAUCGACCAAGAAUUCACCGAUUACGAUGUCACAAGAAGAUGAAAUUCUCGCACGCUCUAGUCACCUCACAUGCCCAGAGCUUCUCCGACGCCGAGCAUACAACCUUAAGCAGCUCGCCAAGUGCUAUAAAAACCAUUAUUGGGCUUUAAUGGAGGAUCUCAAGACGCAACACAGGGAUUAUUGGUGCAAGUAUGGGGUUAGUCAGUUCAAAGACCAACAGAAUCAAUCGAUUAAGAGACGGAGGCUUGGUCGAGAAGGAGAAAUCGCCGCCGUUGAAGGUAGUGGAGAUAAGGCUAAUGAUGGUGGUAAUGGUGAUCUGUAUGCAAAUAACAAUGGGAGCUGUAUGUAUGGAUGCAAUGCUAAAGCUAUGGCGCUUACGAAAUACUGUCAACUGCAUAUUCUCAAGGAUAGUAAGCAGAAGCUCUACACUGGUUGCACAAACGUCAUCAACAGAUCUCCAGCAGGACCAUUACUUUGUGGAAAACCUACACUUGCAUCGACUGUUCCUGUACUGUGUAAUGUGCACUUCCAGAAAGCACAAAGGAAUGUUGCCAAAGCUUUAAAAGAUGCUGGUCACAAUGUCUCUUCAACAAGGAAGCCUCCCCCAAAGCUCCAUGUUUUAGUAGCUGCAUUUGUGCAUCACAUUCAAGCCCAAAGAAAAAAUCCACACAAGGAGGAAAUUGCCAAAUUGGAGCCGUUGUUUAUUGAAAUGAAGAAGCUUUUCGGAGGUCCGGGAACUGUGUGUGGUCUGUUACUGAGAAUCGGACAAUGUGCUUCAGCUGCGGCUUCUAUAGGCGUUAUGGUCUCUGCCAAGGAGUUCUCUGUUCACACUGCUUUUUGCUACUUGAUUGCAUCAAUGGGUCUUCAAUUGUUGUGGAGCUUUGGGCUAGCUUGUCUUGAUGUUUAUGCUCUCAGGGGCAAGAAAGAUCUCCAAAACCCUAUCUUGGUUAGCUUAUUCGUCGUUGGUGAUUGGGUGACUGCAAUGUUAUCUCUUGCAGCUGCAUGUUCAUCAGCAGGAGUUGUUGUCUUGUAUGAAAAAGAUAUCAAGUAUUGCAAUACUCAAAGCCAAUAUCCAUGUCUUAGGUAUGAAGUAGCAGUAGCGCUUUCGUUCGUCACUUGGAUCCAGAUCGCUGUUUCUUCUCAUGUCACAUUUUGGAUCUUAGCCUCGGUUUAGUUUUGAAAAGAAACCCAACUUUUUCUUCUUCUUGGAAUCUUGAGACAUCUUUGUAGCUUUGAGGACAUAAACAAUCUGCUUCAAGUCGAAUCCACCAAUGUUUCUUGAAAUCAAAGCUAUUGCUAAAU